GGCAUUAUAUGAAAGUAUUCCAAACAAUGAAAAUCAAGCUCAAACACUAUUUGAAGGUUUGAAGGAUACAUAUGAAAAUAAUAAGAUUGCAAUAUUAGAUUUGCUUAAAUCAUGUCCUUCUGAUUUAUUAAAUUUUCAGAAAAAGGAUGUAGUAAAAGAAAUAUUUCAAACUUCUUUAAUCUUGGCAUCAAGUACAAAACCACCUGAAUCUCUUACAGCAGCUUAUUUAUUUCGUUUACUUAUAUUACAUAAUAGUACACAGGAAAUUGCAUUUAAUAUUUUAAGUGAAUUUUAUGGAGAACAUGAUGAAUGUCUUCAGAAAAUCAAAACAUUCAAUAACAGUUUUAAAACUACAUGCCUUGUUGUUAUAAAAACAUUACUGAUUCAAUUGAGGUAUCAUCUAAGUAGAGCAAAUAUAAGUUUAUUAGAAGCUGCUGCUAACAAUCCUCUUUAUGGUAUUAUAACCUGCAUAAGAUAUGUAUUAGCUGAUGCUGAUUUAAGUUCUGAUUUUGAUAAAGAAGAAUCUGUCUGUUGGAAAGAGAUUCUCUCUCAAUUAAUAACAUAUUGUUUUGAAACUACUAAUGCAGUAUCACCUAUUGUAUGCAAUACCUCUCCAGAAGGACACUUGCCAAUGGAUACUGAUCCAGAAACAUUGAAUCAGUUACAGUCAGCGGUACAAAAAGCAAUUGGUCGACGUUUUGAAACUGCACAAAUAGUUAAAAAUUUAAAUGAUGAUUAUUGCAAGUCUUUUGUAACAAUUGAUGUAAUGAAAACUAGAGCAGUGACAGCACAAAUGUUAUUAUUAUGCAGUUGGAGAGCACAUAAAGAAGUAUCAUUAUUGCUUGGUGAUAUUUGUCAAAAAGUUCCUAUUUCAGAAGAAAAUGAUAAUGGCCUUAUUUCUUGUGACCAGAUUUUGAAAAUAGGUGAAUUUUUUAAUCAACAGUUAGCUGAAGUUAAACAUCGUGGAGCUUUUGAACAAGCCUAUAUAGGAUUUUCAAAAUUAUGCCACAGACUUUGGAGAUCUAGCAGAACAUCUUUGCAUCACUUGCCAAAAAUAUGGCUACAAGAAUUAUUUGAUUCAUUAUGUGGAAAAGGAGAUUUAAAACUGUGUCCAACUAGAAGAAGUGCUGGAGUUCCAUUUGCUGUUCAGGCAUUAUUAAUUACAGAACCAAAUGUAACUGGAUUUAAUUGUUUUAAGCAAGCUAUGGAGAAAUUAUUGGAUUUAUCACGAUUCACUGAAAAUGUUGAUGCUCAGGUUCACGCUCUUAAUAUUUUGAGAGCAAUUUACAAAGAUACAUGUCUCGGAGAACUUGUUAUGCCUUUUGUUGCAGAAGGAGUGAAAACAUCAAUUAAGGGAUUCAAGGAAGUACACUGGGGGGUUCAAAAUUCAGCAACUUUGCUAUUUACUGCUUUGAUGACUCGUAUAUUUGGUGUCAAUCGUUCAAAAGAUGAACCCCAUAAAAAAAACUGUAUGACAGGACGUGUUUUUUUCUUGCAUUUUCCUUCACUGUUUGAAUUCUUGCUUAAAGAAUUACAAGAAGCAACACAAGAAAUGUCAUCUUCAGUUAAUUCUAGAAGUUCGUAUCUCCAUCCAACACUAUAUCCAAUACUUCUCCUUCUAUCAAGAUUAUAUCCUUCACCAGUAGAAGGUUGUGAUUCUAAUUUAAACCUCAUUUGUUUUGUUCCAUUUGUACAACAAGCAGCCUGUAGUUCAAUUUGGAAAACACGAGUACUUGCUGCACGUGCCUUAAUUCCAUUAUUGUCUCCUGAUGAAUGCUUGCAAUUCUUAAAUGAACUUUUUCAAUCAAUUUGUGCUGAUGAUUUAACUUAUCAAAAUAAAUUACAUGGAAAAUUACUUCAGAUUUAUUAUUUGAUUCAAGAAGUUAUCACUACAAAUAAUAUUAAAGAUUUAAAAGAAAACAUUUAUAAAACUGUAAAAAGUAACUACAUUCUCUUAGUGAAGCAAAAUCCAUGUUUUAUUACUAGAUCUACAUUUCUCGAUAUUAUCUAUCUGUUCCUAAGUCAUAAUCUCAUACCUGCAGAAAUGGAAAUGUUGCAUGAUUGCCAUAAAGAAUUUACUAUUCAAGAAAAUUUUUGUGAUAUAUCAGUUCCCGGAAGAAUACAAUAUUUAACAUUAACUGCUAGAACAUCAUUGUUACUUAUGACUAAAAUUUUACUUCCUGAAGAAAAUAUAUGUAAUUUAUUAAAAGAUGUAUUGAAAUCAAAUUACUACGAAGUCAGAAUAGUUGCUUUAAAUUUUUUAUAUUGGAUAAUAUCUGAUUUAUCAAAACCUAUAACAUUUAAUGCCAUUCCUGUCAGUAGUCAAUGGAAGUGGCCAGAUGUAUGUAAAAAUAAAAAUACAUUGUUAGAUAUUAUUGUUAAUUCAAGAUGCUUAAUAAACUUCCUGUUGAGGAUGAUGAUUCAGAAUGAAACUCAACCUAAUUGUUUAGAAGAGCUUUAUCUAUUGUUAUCAAAAAUUCCAUUUACUGUAUCUGUUGAUUGGACUGCCAAUGGUAUUGAAAGGUUAACUCUUUCAGAAAAAUUAAAUUGGGUAGUAGAGAAAAUUGAAAUGACUGAUUGGGAUGACUUAGUGAAUGCCAUGUAUCAUCUGUCUGUAAAUAUAGCUAUCACUUGUUACAAUAUUUUAUGUGAAAAUAAUCUGAAUUCAGAAGAAUCAAAACAAAUACUAACUGUGUUAAAUAAAUGGAUGAAAUCUGUAUAUAACUCUUCUAACUCCAAUCAAAGUAUUUCAAGAAGAAUGACUAUAACAAAAAUACUUAAUAAAUGUUCAUCAGUUUUUCUUCAAGAUAAAAAGAAAAUUUUAGGUCAUAAUACUGUUUUUUUAUGGAAUGCAUUUAUAUUGUUAUUGCAAGAUGAUGAGCCAGAUAUUAGAGAAUCUUGUGCACAUAUUGUUUCAUGUUUAGAAAAUGAAAAUAAUGCUGAAAAAUGUAGAAGCUUUACCCCUUUACUUGCUUUGGAUAUUUUAAUAAAGCAAUUUGUGCAUCAAUAUAAUGAAUCACAUUUGCUUCAUUGUUUUAUCACUUUACUUAAUUGGAUGCUUAUGUGUGAUAGAGAAGAUUUUUUAUCAGUCCAGGGAGAUGAACAACCCUUUGAUAAAGGUGAAAUGAAUGUUUAUUUAGAAGAAAUUACUUUUACUAAUUUAGUAGCAACACAUUUUACAAAAAUCAUUCAACAAAAUGCAACCAAUCUUAAAAUUUCUUCAAGUUACUUAAAAGAAGCUUUACAUAUUAAUAUAGAUGAUGAUUGUAAUUUUUCUAUCUCAGAUGUUGCUAACAAAUGUCUAGAACAAGCAGAGUAUCUCUUAGAGAAUUUUAGUAAGGAUAAGAAUCUAUUAUUUUUAUCUUCAAAGAUGAUUGAAAUUCAAAUCCAAAUUUAUCAAAAUGUCAAAGUAUAUCUAUGUAUUUUUAAUUCAACUAAAGGAGAAUUAAAACCCGUUAAGACAAUAGUGCAACAACUGGAACAAUAUCAACCUUUAUCUGAAUUUAUGUAUUCCAUUUUGAAUAAUUUAAAACUUUGCCAAUUACAGUUGAGAUAGCCUGUAUCAAGAAUGUAUAUAACAUUCAUAAAAUAAAUGUAUAUAAAACAAUUGCUUUUUAUAAUUUAAUGUAAUAAACUGUAAUUAUGAAGAUAAGAAUAAAUUUUAUUUAGCAAUAAUAAUUAUUUUCUAUUGUGAAAUAUAAAAAUCAAGUAAAGAGGAAUAAUUUAUAUUUUUCUAUUGUAAUACAGUUUAGAUGAGUUGUUUUAAAUAUCCAUCAAAGACAAGUAACAAAUGCACUUGAAUUGUCAUAUGUAAUAAUUAUUGUUUAAUUAGAUUGCCUUUUUCAUAAUGUUCAGGUUAAUGUAGAUUUUAACUUUUUAUUAGAAAAUGUGCAUUAAAGUUGG
Molecule: messenger RNA, 3903 nt
Organism: Centruroides sculpturatus (bark scorpion)
Lineage: Eukaryota; Metazoa; Arthropoda; Arachnida; Scorpiones; Buthidae
Gene: THADA
Product: thyroid adenoma-associated protein homolog
Exons: 20
Coding region: 632-3556 (974 amino acids)
Biological process (GO): tRNA methylation
Cellular component (GO): cytosol
Source: RefSeq, a predicted model, not a curated record